This is a messenger RNA of Myotis brandtii (Brandt's bat), 2692 nucleotides long. It is a transcript of the gene MAP2K4, whose product is annotated as mitogen-activated protein kinase kinase 4. Gene Ontology annotation, molecular function: ATP binding; JUN kinase kinase activity. Gene Ontology annotation, biological process: MAPK cascade; protein phosphorylation. The coding region runs from base 134 to 1297 and encodes 387 amino acids. The transcript has 14 exons. The record is from RefSeq and is a predicted model, not a curated record. NCBI's taxonomy places the organism in Eukaryota, Metazoa, Chordata, Mammalia, Chiroptera, Vespertilionidae.
GUGCAGGCCCUCAGUAAAUGAACUGGAACUUAUCUCUUUUACUUUAGGCUUUCAGAUAAACUUCUGUGAAAAGGCACAAAGCGGAAAUUGUGACCCAUUAAUCUUCCAGGGGCAUAGGGCUUCUCCUCAGAAAAUGCCUGACAGUCCUGUGCUGAUGCAAGUGAGUGCAGGUAAACGCAAAGCACUGAAGUUGAAUUUUGCAAAUCCACCUUUCAAAUCUACAGCAAGGUUUACUCUGAAUCCCAAUCCUACAGGAGUUCAAAACCCACACAUAGAGAGACUGAGAACACACAGCAUUGAAUCGUCAGGAAAACUGAAGAUCUCCCCUGAACAGCACUGGGAUUUCACCGCAGAGGACUUGAAGGACCUGGGAGAAAUUGGACGAGGAGCGUAUGGUUCUGUCAACAAAAUGGUCCACAAACCAAGUGGACAAAUAAUGGCAGUUAAAAGAAUUCGCUCAACAGUGGAUGAAAAAGAACAAAAGCAGCUUCUUAUGGAUUUGGAUGUAGUAAUGCGGAGUAGUGAUUGCCCAUACAUUGUUCAGUUUUAUGGUGCACUCUUCAGAGAGGUAAUACACACUUCCUUUCUGCUGUCAGCAUCCUCAGCAACCGGUGACUGUUGGAUCUGUAUGGAACUCAUGUCUACCUCGUUUGAUAAGUUUUACAAAUAUGUAUAUAGUGUAUUAGAUGAUGUUAUUCCAGAAGAAAUUUUAGGCAAAAUCACUUUAGCAACUGUGAAAGCACUAAACCACUUAAAGGAAAACUUGAAAAUCAUUCACAGAGAUAUCAAACCUUCCAAUAUCCUUCUGGACAGAAGUGGAAAUAUUAAACUCUGUGACUUUGGCAUCAGCGGACAGCUUGUGGACUCUAUUGCCAAGACCAGAGAUGCUGGGUGUAGGCCGUACAUGGCACCGGAAAGAAUAGACCCAAGUGCAUCACGACAAGGCUAUGAUGUCCGCUCUGAUGUCUGGAGUUUGGGGAUCACGUUGUACGAGUUGGCCACAGGCCGAUUUCCUUAUCCAAAGUGGAAUAGUGUAUUUGAUCAACUUACGCAAGUCGUGAAAGGAGACCCCCCGCAGCUGAGUAAUUCGGAGGAAAGGGAAUUCUCCCCGAGUUUCAUCAACUUUGUCAACUUGUGCCUUACAAAGGACGAAUCCAAAAGGCCAAAGUAUAAAGAACUUCUGAAACAUCCCUUUAUUUUAAUGUAUGAAGAACGUACUGUAGAGGUCGCAAGCUAUGUUUGUAAAAUCCUGGAUCAAAUGCCAGCAACUCCCAGCUCUCCCAUGUAUGUCGAUUGAUGCCGCUGCUACGUCAGACUCUAGAAAAAAAGGGCUGAGAGGAAGCAAGACGUAAAGAAUUUUCACCCUAUCACAGUGUUUUUAUUGCUCGCCCAGACACCAUGUGCAAUAAGAUUGGUGUUUGUUUCCAUCAUGUCUGUAUACUCCCGUCAUCUAGGACGUGCAUCCCCGAAGUAUCCGACUGAUCCCAGUGUUCGUGCUGGUCAGAGACCUCAUCCUGCUCUUUCCCGAUGACAUACUCAUGAAACGUGGAAGUCAGUACGAUCAAUUUGUUGACUGUGAUUAGAUCACAUCUUUAAUUCAUUUCUAGACUCAAAACCUGGAGACACAGCUACUGGGGUGGUAUUUGUCAGACUUCCGGUCCUGGAAAAACGCAGUGAUGGAUGUACUGUGUCUGAAUGUAGGGACUCGGCACGAGUGAGAAGAGCUUGCACAGCCAGCGAGACGCAUUGCCUUCUGGAGCCGGGAGACAGGAGGGUUUCUGUUCUUCACCAAGUGCAAUAGACUUACUGAUCUGAGGUCCUGUUGCUUUAUGGUCACAGUCGAUGUUCGGGGAUCGAUGUGCUCGGCCAAAUUCCCGUUUGAAAUAUCAUUUUAAAUUAGAAUGAAUUUAUCUUCACCAAAAACCAUGUUGUGUUCAAAGAGGCGAACAGUAAAAUAUCGAGACAGGACAGAAUGUGCUCUUUUCUCCUUGACCAGUCCUUCUGCUUUUCACUGGGAGACUCGGGAGUCUGCCCCUUGUCAAAGAAGGUGCUGAUCCUAAGAAUUGUCACUCAGCAUUUGGUGUGCUGCUAACCCGAGGUUCCACCUGCCACCAACCACCGGGACUGAACGAAGAAAAAUUACGGAGGGCAACGUUUACAGACGUUUUCAUGCGAGCAUCUUCUCUGGGACAGCUCCUAGCAGCUCUCUUCCCCCUUUGUCCCGAGCCUGAUACUUUAGCCAUCGUAACUCACUACCAGGGAGGAGUAGCGAGGAGCAAUGUGCCUUGAUUGAUUAGAUAGAUAGAGAUUUCUCGUAGGCAGCAAAAGACCAAAUCGCAGCUGUUUGCCGUCACUGGUCCAGGUCUUCGGUUUCUGAACCUCUUCCCCUCCCCUGUAGUCUCUUGCCACUAUGUGUCUUUUGCUUAAUCCAGUUCUUUGCCUCCCCCCACCCUCUCUAUUAAAAACCUUUAUAAUACCAGGGAUGUUCCUUACCAAGGAUUUCUAGCCCCAAAUCUCUCAGAUGCGCCAAUGUUUAAGAGGCUGAACAUCAUGGGGCUCAGUAACGUGGUAGGUGAUGAGGCAGCAUCUUUCUAGAAACACGAGUGACCCAGGGAGGACCUGAAACGGCAGUCUUAGGUGAGCUCAGCGCCUGCGAGAGCCUCUUACAGGUCAUCAUUUCUUGGAAUUGGAG